AAAAUCUGCAGUAAUCUGACAUGAACAGAAGAAAAGAGCUCCAGAACCACAAACAAGGAUAGAAAGAUAACAAUGGCAGGGGGUGGUGGAGAGCUGGUGAGCAACAAGCAGGUGAUUUUCAGAGACUACGUCAAUGGUUUCCCUAAAGACUCGGACAUGUUUUUAACAUCUGGUAAUAUAAACCUCAAAGUCCCCGAAGAUUCUGAUGGGAUACUUGUCAAGAAUCUGUAUCUCUCCUGUGAUCCCUACAUGAGACUCUUAAUGAAUCAUAUUCCUAGUCAGAGCGUUUUCACUGCCUACACCCCAGGAUCUCCAGUUACUGGGCUUGGAGUUGGUAAAGUUUUGGAUUCAAAGCACCCAGAUUUCCAAGAAGGUGACUUAGUUUGGGGAACAAUUGGGUGGGAAGAGUUCAGUCUUAUUACAACACCACAAGGCUUCUUUAAGAUUCAGCACACUGAUGUUCCUCUUUCUUACUAUACUGGAAUUCUUGGGAUGCCUGGAUUGACUGCAUAUGCUGGGUUUUAUGAGGUUUGUGCUCCCAAGAAAGGAGAAUAUGUUUUCAUUUCAGCAGCAUCAGGUGCUGUUGGUCAGCUUGUUGGCCAGUUUGCUAAGUUGAUGGGUUGUUAUGUUGUUGGAAGUGCUGGAACUCCUCAAAAGGUUGAUUUAUUGAAGAACAAGUUUGGUUUUGAUGAAGCUUUUAAUUACAAAGAGGAGCCUGACUUGAAUGCUGCUUUAAAAAGAUACUUCUCUCAAGGAAUAGACAUCUACUUUGAAAAUGUUCGGGGCAAAAUGCUGGAUGCUGUGCUUCUCAACAUGAGGAUCCAUGGCCGCAUUGCUGUGUGUGGAAUGAUCUCACAGUACAAUCUUGGUGAGCCUGAAGGUGUCUGUAACUUGAUGUCUAUUAUAUAUAAACGAGUGAAUAUACAAGGAUUCGUAGCAGCUGAAUAUUAUCACCAGUUUCCUAAGUUCUUGGAGGUUGUCUUGCCUUACAUCAGACAAGGAAAGAUAACAUAUGUGGAAGACAUUGUUGAAGGUCUAGAGAAUGCUCCUGCUGCUCUUAUUGGUCUUUUUCGCGGCCAAAAUGUUGGAAAACAAGUGGUUGUAGUUGCUCGUGAUUGAAAAAAAAGCACACGUAUGCUGUAUUUUUUAUAUUAUUUACUAUUUAAUUAUAUAUAUUAUUUAAUUAUUAUAA
Manihot esculenta (cassava) is the source of this 1192-nucleotide messenger RNA. Its product is annotated as NADP-dependent alkenal double bond reductase P2. Bases 73 to 1119 code for a protein of 348 amino acids. NCBI's taxonomy places the organism in Eukaryota, Viridiplantae, Streptophyta, Magnoliopsida, Malpighiales, Euphorbiaceae. Gene Ontology annotation, molecular function: 2-alkenal reductase [NAD(P)H] activity. The record is from RefSeq and is a predicted model, not a curated record. The transcript has 5 exons.